Molecule: messenger RNA, 1792 nt
Organism: Wyeomyia smithii (pitcher-plant mosquito)
Lineage: Eukaryota; Metazoa; Arthropoda; Insecta; Diptera; Culicidae
Product: gastrula zinc finger protein XlCGF17.1-like
Exons: 2
Coding region: 162-1298 (378 amino acids)
Biological process (GO): regulation of transcription by RNA polymerase II
Cellular component (GO): nucleus
Molecular function (GO): zinc ion binding; RNA polymerase II cis-regulatory region sequence-specific DNA binding; DNA-binding transcription factor activity
Source: RefSeq, a predicted model, not a curated record
UGAACUGAUGACAGAUCAUAACAAAAUAACAAUAUUUCUAUGGCUUUUUCUCAAAACAACUAAAAAGUUGUGAUGCCGCUGCAGCGACGCGACCAUAAGCUAAACUUUUUCAAUUAGAAAAACAAAAGAAGCUAGAAGAUAAACAUCAAGAACACAGUUCAAUGGCAAAUAACAUACAAAAUGAAGCGGUUUGUCGGGUUUGCUUGUCUACUAAUGACAGUAAAUUUCGUUUGUUGUACAAAGAAUCCUUGAUUUGCGGAAAGAAGAGAAACUUCGCUGAUUUGCUAAUGGAAUGUAUUCCAACCCUGCAGGAAUACUUGAUCGAAAAUCGAGACAACUUACCAAAAACAAUUUGUAGUAAAUGUUGUUUAACAUUAAAACAUUUUGUUCGGUUUCGUAGAAAAUGUCUCGAGGCGAAUCAUCGAUUACAGACGGAUUUCAAAACUUCCUUGGAAAUAAUAUCGAAACUCAAAAAAGACAUUCCGUUGAACGAUAGUUUAAUCGAGAUGCAGACAGAAACUGAUAACUCCGCAAUAAAGCAGCAUGAACAAAUUUCAACUAACGAAAUUAUAGAAGCACCAAAAUCGAGUUCCGCAGAGCCCACUGAGAGCUUGAAUACUAACUUUCAAUGCCAGUAUUGUCAUAAAAUUCUUAGUACCAACAAAUCAUACCGAUGUCACCUGCAGCUACAUUCACAGGAAUCGAGUUUUCUCUGUAAUUGCUGUGGCGAGCGGUUUAAAACCAAAAUGGCUUAUACGGGUCACAUGAACACGCACAAUCCGGAAAAAUACCGAUGCGACACUUGUGGUAAAAGUUACCGACAGGCAGCAUCCCUUCGUAAUCACCAGCUUAAUCAUAGUCAGGAGAAACCGUUUAAUUGCUCGAUCUGCGGCCACUCGACAACGCAGAAAAGCGGUCUCAAAAAGCACAUGCUUAUCCACUCGGACACGAAGUCGUUUGUGUGCGAUCUAUGCGGAGAGCACUUCCGCUUUUCGAGCAACCUCAUUAUGCAUAAACGGCGAAAGCAUUCGCGGGAGAAGAAUUACACUUGUGCCAUCUGUCCAAAGGGAUUCGUUUCCAAGGAGGAACUGACCAAUCACAGCAUGUGUCACACGGACGAGCGUCCGUUCGCGUGCGACCUCUGCGGGAAAAACUUCAACCGAAAGAGUUCGCUUAAAUUUCAUCGGAAGCAUAAGCAUCUCAUUAUGGCAACAAUUGCGUGCCACGUUUGCGGCCGAGGGUUUUCGCAAAAAGUUUCACUCCAGAAUCAUCUUCGAACGCAUAUACUGACAGAUUAGAAAUAAGCGUACGAUCCAUAUCGAUCAUUUCUGAUUUUUCCGCAUGGUUGCACUGCUUUUUGGUUUUGAUAAAGAUGUCAUUGUUUCAUCAUUUAAGAUGAUUUAAGUAUUCUUUUAAUACAUAUUAUUUUAUUUAUUAGUGCCAUUUUCUUUUAUGAUAAUGAUGACAUCUGUAUUAAAACCGAACAACUGACCAGAGUUUAAGCGAAAACGGAAAAUAUAAAUGCGUGAAACUAAAUAAAAAUUUCAUCUUUAUCAGUACAAAAACUACCUAAUCAGUACAUCGCUGCUGACUUAGAAGGCCAUGACUAUUGCAACCGAACAUAAAGCAAAUACUAGUUACAGGAGUCUCGAAUUCUGGCUUCUUCUGGAUAUUGUAGUCACCUCACAGAAACACCCGAGAACUCUGAGUAGUGUUCACAGGUUCGAAUGUCAAGACAAAAGAUUUCGUACAUGUUGAUGGGCUCCAUUACGGAAGUCAUUCCAUUAUCGAC